UUUUCUCUUCACACCCCUACCCCACGAGACGCCCCACGAUACACACGAAUCCUCUGCAUACUACAAGGUGGUGAAGACGUGUGUGGGACGCUUGAGAAAUAUGGCGGAAUUGAUUGGUAUUGGCAAGGAGGCGGAAGCGGACGCCCAAGACGAUGUCGCCGUCAGCGGGUUUCACAAUCCCUUGUUUUCGAACGCUGUCUCCGGCGCUCCGAAAGACGAGAGGCUUUUCCCCACCACCAAGGGCGAGGAAGCGAACGAGCGCAGGAAGUCCUCGAGCAUGGUCAUGCGGCGGCACAUGAAGAAGGACUGCCGACAGGACGGCACGCUGGUCGAUAAAACCAAAAGGCGGGUGGAUCGGUCACAAAAGAUCACCAGCGAGAGACAAAUGAGGAGGGUCAGCUCCCUGGACGUGCCGGCCUGUGUCGCGGUGAAGUCGGAAGACGCUUCCGACGCUGGGGAGAUUCUGCAGCACUGCGCGUUUCAUAUGGAGGCCUUCCGGGUGCACACCAAGAACCAGACGGUAGCAGCAGGAGCGCCGACACCGACGACCUUCAUGUUCGUGUUCCACGGAGGACAGCCCAACCAAGCGACCCUCGAGGUCACGCACACGCCGCCUUGCCUGACCCCCGCGAGGGGGAAGGCGGGGGACGGCGGAGGAGAGGAGCCAGACCCUACCAGCGAAGGAGAGGGUCGCGUCACGAUGACACUGGGCGGGAACAACGUCCCGCACCGCCCGGGCGAGCCGUACUCGUGUUACAUCCGCCAGGUCGGACACGUCACCUUCAACCCGCGCAAACAGGCACGUGGCUACCUGUACAUCCUUAGCCAAGAAGGACGUACUCUGUUCACCUCGCUCAGCUGAGCAUUGCCCCGGCGGCAAGCAGCAGAGAGGGGGGGGUUGACAAGGAAUAGUUCUCUCCACCCCCCACCCCCUGAUGCCGCGCACAUGUUGUUGCAUCGGCAAAAAAGUCUUCGCGGCCUUGGUAGCGGAAAAGCGCCGGUGUCUACGCGGCGGGUCCCGGUGCACUCGAUGCUGGGCUCAGAUCGUUCACGUUCUUUGGUUUCUUGCCUCUUGACUGGUAGAGGGGAUUAUUUUUGUAGCACAGAUUUGGGUUCGAAGGCACAAGGUCUGGUUUCGACUCUCUGUUGGGUCUUAUUUUCGCGGCGUCAAGAACCUCUUGUGAGGCGUGUGUUUCGUUGCGACCAGGGGUCACGCACGAACGAGACCCAAAGAAAAGAGUGUCGGUUUCACGAGCGGGUUCCGAGUAUUGUAAUCCACGAACGACAGGCAGGGCGAAGACGGGGGCGCGCAUGCAGCAGCGCAUGCUGUGCGGCGGCAGUUUUGGUGGAUAAAAUGUAGCAUAAGGCACUGACACCACCGCGAAGGGGAGCGAUCGCGCAGGCGGACAACAGCAGUCGCAUCAGAUUUAUAUUCGACCGCGGGGGGGGAGGGGGUGGUGUACUUAUAGUCGUGCAUGCCGUAGUCGUUAGACCAUUGACCUCGCAUUCCUACAAAGCCGGGACGGAGCACGCGGGGUUCUCACCGGACCAGGCUCUCACAUCACAAAGCGCGAAGCGCCGUGAGGUAUUCGGGGGGGGGGGUACUUGUUGGGGGAGCAGGACCUCUCGUCCGGCGUGCGGAGAAGACAAAGUCGAAGGCUUGUUGUCAACAGCAUGCUUGUGAGAAAGUGCACGUUUGUUAUCGUUUGUUCCGCAACCUUUGUUUCACCCUCCGCUACUACUGCCCACCAGGCACGUCAUGCCGACCUCGAGGGAGGGGGUUUAGGGGGUUCUGUUACGAAGGGAAACUUAUUUGUGUGUUUUGUCUUGGUGUUGAUUUCGUGUGGAUGCUGGCGUGAUCCACACGGCCAAUGUUAAAUUUUGUUGGGGUUGUGCCAGAGAUGGAAGCGUUAUAUCGUUCUUCUUGAACACACAAGGGCGUGCGUGCUCUGCUGAGCGUCGACGCUUGUUGCCAACAUCUGAUGUUGUUUGCUUCUGUUUGUUCGUAGCUGUGCUGUUCAGCGUUGUCUUUUGCCUUCUAGCGUAGCACCACUCCCUCAGAGAGCUAGCUCGUCGUUUUGUGUCGCUUCCGUCUUUGCACGGGCGCCAGGGGCGGGCGGGUUCAUUGCAAUGACUCCGGAGAAAAGGAUUGGAGAUGUACGUAUGCUCCACGGUUGAUGAUGAUUAACAUCAGCAUGCAUGCCUCCUCCAGACGAUGCCAUAGAUUGACAGCGCCGGCAGGGCAGGGCGGGGCGAGGAGAGAAUCGCCUUCUUUCUGGUGACCGGCGUUGUACGUCCUUGUCGGAUCGGCGGAGCGGCCAAGAAAAGCUAUAUUAGGAUGGUCGAGGUUUCCUUGGAAACCCCGAGCAUUCUUUGUGGCACACGAGAUGCGGCGGGGGGGCAGAGACAAGAGGAACACGCACGCGCGCACCACGCCUGUUCCACCAGUUGUGCGUGGAGCGUUUAGCGGGGAGGCGAUGGGGCGCUGACUGACGAAAUGGCGUUCCCUAAACGAAGUGAUUCGAUAGCAAACGUGUUCUGAGGUUAUCCGGAAAGAAAAAGAGGGGAAUCGGGUUCUAAAAGAUGUUUGCUAGGAGUUGUAAGGGGAGGAGGCAUCCGUGUGAAGAAUACGGUUCGCGUGUCCCCCCACGGGUAGACCGGGUUGUGUGUGUGGUCGUGAUAGUGCUCGUUGCCGAUGCGUUAGAUUGAUGUUACAGAAGGCGGUUCAUGUAGAGGGUAACUAUUGUUUGUUAUUUGUGCGUAGUAUGGCGAUAAAGCCCUCAUUCCAAACAAUGACCUACAUAGUUCCGCUUGACUACAGAGAAAGGAGUCGUAUCUCUGUGAAGAAACAAUGUACAGGAAGUUGGAAAAGUAGGGACCAUGAUGAAGGGUGAUGUGGGAGGAUCUUCGCUUGAGAUAUUUCUUGAUUGGGCUGGGAAGGUUCUAUCAGCAAUGAUUGUGGCACUUUGAGGGGGAGGGCGUGGAGCGUGUGUUAUUGUUGGAAUAACGUCCGAUUACGACAGAGAGAAAGAUAAAAUUCAAGGCGAUGAUGCCCGUUGCGAAAAAGCAGUAACGUGGGCGGUCGGCACUAUUGCCUUCAACGGAUGUGUACAGUUUAAGUGAGUGGGGUUGCAGCAUGGCGGAAUUUUCUCAAAGCAACCAAAGUUUUGAGUUUCGACGGAACUUUUUUCGAUCUCUUCUUCGAAAGUAAC
Ectocarpus sp. CCAP 1310/34 is the source of this 3212-nucleotide messenger RNA. NCBI's taxonomy places the organism in Eukaryota, Phaeophyceae, Ectocarpales, Ectocarpaceae. The record is from the annotation of a GenBank genome assembly.